Messenger RNA from Asparagus officinalis (garden asparagus), 2035 nucleotides. RefSeq names its product D-xylose-proton symporter-like 2. Gene Ontology annotation, biological process: transmembrane transport. Gene Ontology annotation, cellular component: membrane. Lineage: Eukaryota; Viridiplantae; Streptophyta; Magnoliopsida; Asparagales; Asparagaceae. The transcript has 14 exons. The record is from RefSeq and is a predicted model, not a curated record. Gene Ontology annotation, molecular function: fructose transmembrane transporter activity. Bases 276 to 1799 code for a protein of 507 amino acids.
CGUGGCGACAGCAGUCACCAACCACCCAACCUCCCCGUUCCUUCUCGCCGCAGUCAUUACGCACCCCGCGCUUCGACACGAGACAGGUCGGUCAGUUGCGGUCAUAAACAGCAACACGAGCGCGAAUUCUCAUCCGCCGCUGUGCUGGCUACAUCACCAUUCACCGAUUCAUCCGUGCGUUAUUUAAAACAAAACCCAACGACCCCCCCACUCUCGCUCCUUUCCCUCUCACCGCUCUCUGAGAAUCGCUCUCAAAACCCCAGCUCCUUCUGUUAAUGGCGUCCGAGGCUUUGGAUGAGGGGAGAGCUAAGCUCUCCUUCUUCUCUGGGCUCAUGGGCAAGCAGGGUUCGGGGGAUGAGAUCGGCACCGAGAGGGAGCCCCUGGUUGGGGAGGAGCGGUCGCAGGAGAGCUAUUCGAUCGGAGCUGCGAUUCUCCCGUUUUUAUUCCCAGCUCUGGGAGGGUUGCUCUAUGGCUAUGACAUUGGAGCUACAUCAGGUGCAACAAUCUCCUUACAGUCAUUGACAUUAAGUGGUACAACAUGGUAUAAUUUGAGUUCGGUGGAAAUUGGCCUUGUGGUUAGUGGCUCAUUAUAUGGGGCUUUGAUUGGUUCGGCUUUAGCAUUCACUGUUGCAGAUUUUUUAGGGAGACGACGAGAAUUAAUUGUCUCCUCGAUGCUGUAUUUUCUUGGGGCUCUCCUCACAGCUUUAGCACCCAACUUUCCUAUUAUGGUACUUGGGCGGUUUGUAUUUGGCGCAGGAAUCGGGCUGGCUAUGCAUGCUGCUCCAAUGUAUAUUGCAGAAACUGCCCCAGCUCAAAUAAGAGGCACACUGAUUUCUCUGAAAGAGUUCUUCAUAGUCAUAGGAAUGCUUUUUGGCUACAUAACUGGCAGUCUCUUUGUUGAUGUUGUUGCCGGUUGGCGCUAUAUGUAUGCUACUAGUGCACCUGUAUGUGUCAUUAUGGCAUUUGGAAUGUGGUGGCUACCACCAUCACCUCGCUGGGUGCUUUUAUGCACCAUACAGGGCAAGGGAAAUCUGCCUGAAGCAAAACAUCUUGCUAUUUGCUGUUUGUGUCGCCUGAGAGGUCAAGUAAACGAAGGUUCAGCUUCAGACCAAGUUGAUGCGAUUUUGGAUGAGCUUGCUUCUACUUCUGAAGAGAAAGAAGCAAGUUUCUUUGAAAUAUUUCAAGGAAAGUGCUUGAAAGCUCUUGUAAUUGGUGCAGGACUUGUCUUCUUUCAGCAGAUCACAGGGCAACCCAGUGUGUUGUAUUAUGCUGCCACCAUCCUUCAGAGUGCAGGGUUUUCUGCUGCAGCAGAUGCUACACGUGUUUCAGUUCUUCUUGGUAUACUGAAGUUGAUAAUGACUGGAAUUGCGGUUCUCGUGGUGGACAAAAUCGGGAGGAGGCCUUUGCUCAUUGGUGGUGUUAGUGGGAUUACUGUUUCCCUGUUCCUACUUUCAUCAUAUUAUAUGUUGUUCAAGGGUUCUGCAUUUGUUGCAGUAAUUGCACUGCUGCUGUAUGUUGGCUGUUAUCAGUUGUCAUUUGGCCCCAUUGGUUGGUUGAUGAUUUCUGAGAUUUUCCCUCUGCGUCUGAGAGGGCGUGGAUUGAGUAUAGCAGUGCUUGUUAACUUCGCCUCAAAUGCUUUGGUGACUUUUGCUUUCUCGCCAAUCGGGGAUCUUGUAGGUACUGGUGUCCUUUUUGCAGGGUUUGGGAUCCUUGCCUUGCUCUCUCUCCUCUUCAUAUUCUUCUUCAUACCAGAAACAAAGGGGCUUACGCUGGAGGAAAUCGAGGCCAAGAUUUUGUAAGUUGUCCACCUGUGGCUACGGAUUCAAUAAUAACAAGUCUCAUAUUGUGUCCGGAAACCGUUAAAAUUCCAAGUUGUGUACAUCAUGUAUGUGGUUCAGGUAAAGGAGGGAAUCUUAUAUUACGGGAACAGAAAUGUAUAGUUUUACGUCUAUUUAUGUCUUCACUUGAUUGAUGUAUAUCUGCUGAAAUUUGUAAGUUGUACGCUUGCAUAUGCUUUGAAUGUUUUGAGAAAUCA